GGACUUGAUUGCAUCAGAAUCAUUGAAGAUUUAGCACAAGUUCUCAAGAAACAGUCAGGUUUAAGAAAUGUCUUGCCUAUAACAACUGCUAAAGUCCCAAUUGUCAAAUUUUUUCAUGUCAGAAGUGGUCUUGAAGUAGACAUCAGUUUAUAUAAUACUCUGGCCUUGCAUAACACAAGACUCCUGUCAUCAUACGCAGCCAUUGAUCCUAGAGUAAAAUAUCUGUGUUACACAAUGAAGGUCUUUACAAAGAUAUGUGACAUUGGAGAUGCAUCUCGAGGUAGCCUUUCUUCAUAUGCAUAUACUCUUAUGGUGCUUUAUUUUCUUCAGCAGAGAAAUCCACCUGUCAUUCCUGUUCUUCAAGAGAUCUACAAAGAACCAAAAAAGCCUGAAAUUUUAGUUGAUGGCUGGAAUGUUUAUUUCUUUGAUAAGAUAGAGGAGUUGUCAGUUGUUUGGCCAGACUGUGGCAAAAACACAGAAUCUGUUGGGCAACUAUGGCUGGGACUUCUCCGUUUCUACACGGAAGAAUUUGAUUUUAAAGAGCAUGUUAUCUGCAUUAGGAGAAAAAAUCUGCUUACAACUUUUAAGAAGCAGUGGACCUCCAAAUACAUUGUAAUCGAAGACCCCUUUGAUUUGAAUCACAAUCUUGGAGCUGGAUUGUCAAGAAAAAUGACAAAUUUUAUAAUGAAGGCUUUUAUCAAUGGCAGAAGGGUAUUUGGUACCCCUAUAAAAAUAUUUCCUAAAGAAUAUUCAUCAGAAAUGGAGUACUUUUUUGAUCCAGAGGUACUAACGGAAGGAGAAUUGGCACCAAAUGAUAGAUGCUGCAGAAUUUGUGGUAAAAUUGGCCAUUUCAUGAAAGAUUGUCCUGUGAGAAGAAAAGUAAGACGAUGUAGAGAUUACGAAGAUGUCAAAAGCCAGAGAUACUCAGAAAGCAAGGAGAAAAGAAGCAAAGAGGACAAAGAAACUCAGAAUAGAACAACAGAAAAGGAGAGCUCCAUCAAGGACGGAAAGUUGCAUCUAUGUACUCCUCAGAAGAGAAAACUAGCAAAGGCAGCAGUGGAAACUGGAAGAGAAAAUACUCCCAGGCAAUCAGCAGAGAAGUGGAAGCACCUGGAAGACAAAGACUUAAGAGAAAAACGUUGUUUUAUCUGUGGAAGAGAAGGUCAUAUUAAAAAGGAGUGUCCACAGUAUAAAGGAGCUGCAGGGCUCCACCAUCUGGGGAAGAAGAACCCCAUGUAUCAGUACAGGUUGGAGGCUGACCUGUUGGAGAGCAGUUCUGGGGAGAGGGACCUGGAAGUCCUGGUAGAUAAUGAGCUGACAAUGAGCCAACAAAGUGCCCUUGCAACCAAGAAGGCCGAUGGUGGUUCAAAACCAGAAGGGUUAUGUGGGUCUCCUUCUUUACCUAGUGCUGCCAAACAUCCUGGUAGAUUAAAUCAG
Molecule: messenger RNA, 1437 nt
Organism: Apaloderma vittatum (bar-tailed trogon)
Lineage: Eukaryota; Metazoa; Chordata; Aves; Trogoniformes; Trogonidae
Product: terminal uridylyltransferase 7-like
Exons: 12
Molecular function (GO): nucleic acid binding; RNA uridylyltransferase activity; zinc ion binding
Source: RefSeq, a predicted model, not a curated record